UACAACUUAGCCUUUAGUGUUGCUUUGCUAUGGCUGAGUGACUUGGAUGCUCAAACUGCACUGACAAGAGAGAAAAUGAAUUUUGCAGCUCGUAACCAAUACACGUAUCCCAACCAACUUGAGAGAGAAGCUAUGAUAUUAUCUUCAUAUGCUGGAAUAUUAAUGAACAGCAUCCCUAUUGAAGAGAUCUUUGAGAUUUACAGCAUGAGGCCCUCAGCAACACACCAGAAGAGCUCUGCAAACGGAGCUGCAGAAGCCAAACAAGGAAUCUCUACAAGGAAGUCUGGAAUGGAUUCAAAAGCAAGGAAUGUGAAGGAAGGAAAGACCCAACAAAGACCCAGAUUUCAUGUACCUCACUUAGCUGUAGCUGUCCAUAGGGAAGAACCUAACCACAGCUUGGUACAUUCAGAAACUGAAGAUUAAAUUGUGUGACUUUGUCCUGAUAUUGAUGGGGCUUUCUCAGCUAUACCAUGCAUCCCUCACUUCUCUUUCA
Apus apus (common swift) is the source of this 493-nucleotide messenger RNA. It is a transcript of the gene C6H2orf80, whose product is annotated as chromosome 6 C2orf80 homolog. Bases 76 to 423 code for a protein of 115 amino acids. The transcript is spliced from 5 exons. NCBI's taxonomy places the organism in Eukaryota, Metazoa, Chordata, Aves, Apodiformes, Apodidae. The record is from RefSeq and is a predicted model, not a curated record.